AAUACCAAAAACAAUUUCUCACUCCAGAAUUGAUUUUGACCCUACACAAUUAUGGACUUCAAUAUAGUUGCCAAAGUCUCCGAAGUGAAUAUGCAAGGGACAAAGGAAACGCGUUCAUUGAAUAUUCCAACCAAAUAAUUUUCAGAUUUUAAUUUCUGCUAUAUAAAGCAUUACGAGAAACGCACAUCCACAAUUUCAACUGCUACCAAAUUCAUCCCGUUUGUAUCUUAAUACUAAUAAUAACAUUCUUUUGUCAUCAGAUUCAGCCUCAAAUUCAAUGCCUGAUUAAUUUUCCUUAUUUUUCUGCUGCAUUGCAUCAUAUUCAACAGUGAAGAAUCUGAGUGUUGAGUAUUUUUCUCAUCUCAUCUCUUACAACUUACAAGAAAGCUGGAUUGAUUAAUUGGAACUGUCUUUGGUACUGUGCAGUGCAGCAUUUGGAAAUUUUAUAAUUGCUAUGGAGCAAAUGAUGGGUGCUUCUUCUUCUUCUUCGGCAAUAUCUUUGAAAUUAUUUGAUGUUUUUAUUAGCUUUCGAGGUGAGGAUACUCGUAAAAAAUUCACAAGUCAUCUUUAUAAUGCUAUGAGCAAGAAAGUUAUAACCUUUAUAGACGACAGUGAGCUUGAAAAAGGAGAUGAGAUCUCCUUAUCAUUAAUUAAAUCAAUUGAGGAGUCACAUGCAUCUAUAGUCGUCUUCUCAAAAGACUAUGCUUCUUCAAAAUGGUGCUUGAAUGAACUCAUCAAGAUUCUACAAUGCAAGAAAGAUCAGGGACAAAUUGUGAUACCUGUUUUCUACGAAGUAGAUCCAUCACAUGUGAGGAAUCAGAUUGGGACUUAUGGGCAAGCCUUUGCAAAACAUGAGCGAGAUUUGAAGCACAACAAAGACAAGUUGCAGAAAUGGAAAAAUGCUCUCACUGAAGCAGCCAAUUUAGCUGGGUGGCACUCUCAAAAUUACAGGAUUGAAUCCAACUUCAUUGAAGAUAUCGUCGAAGAUGUUUUGAAAAAAUUGAAUCGUAGCCACCCAUUUAAAGUUAAUAAGGAACUUGUUGGAAUUGAGAAAAAGUAUGAAGAGACUAAAUCGUUAUUGAAAAUUGGGUCAAAUGAUGUUAGAACCCUUGCAUUAUGGGGCAUGGGUGGCAUAGGAAAGACCACUCUAGCUAAAGAUUUAUAUGCUCAAUUGUGUUCUCAAUUUGAACAUCAUUGCUUCCUCGAAAAUGUAAGGGAAGAGUCAACCAGAUGUGGACUCAAUGCUGUACGCAACAAACUUUUUUCCACAUUGUUGGAGCUUCGUGUUGAUGCACCUUAUGUAGAAACUCCAAUUUUCAUGAGAAGACUUGCAUGUGAAAAAAGCUUCAUUGUGUUGGAUGAUGUGGCAACCUUAGAGCAAGCAGAAAAUCUUAACAUAGAUAAUCAAUGCUUGGGACAGGGUAGUAGAGUCAUUAUAACAACUAGAGAUAAGCAGAUAUGUAGUCAAUUUGAUGAAUGUGAAAUAUAUGAGGUCAAGGAAUUGGACCAUGAUGAAUCUCUCCAGCUAUUCUGUUUGAAAGCUUUUGGAGAAAAACGUCCUAAAGUUGGAUAUGAAUAUCUAUCAAAACGAGCAAUCGGCUAUUGCAGAGGCAAUCCUUUGGCUUUAAAAGUUUUAGGUGCACAUUUUCGAACAAAAAGCAAAGAAGCGUGGGAAAGUGAAUUGGAAAAGCUAAAAAAGAUUCCAAAUGGGAGAAUUCAUGAGAUGUUAAAAUUGAGUUUCGAUGACUUAGAUCGUACUCAACAAGACAUAUUCCUGGAUAUUGCAUGCUUCUUCUCCCUGAUAGGUGAGUUGUAUGGGGAUCGUGAGACUUGCCGAGAUCACCUAGUAUGUCUAUUGGAUGCUUGCAAUUUCUUUGCAACAAGUGGGAUUGGAGUCCUUUUGGAUAAAUCACUCAUAACUUGUCUAGAUCCUAAUUUCAUAGACAUGCAUGAUUUGUUAAUAGAAAUGGGGCUAGAGAUUAUUAAGCAAGAAUCUCCAAAAGACCCCGGAAGAAGAAGUCGAUUGUCGGAUCCCGAGGAAGUGUAUGAUGUAUUAAAAUAUAACAAGGGAACUGAAGUAGUUGAAGUUAUAAUAUUAGAUAUUUCUGCAGUAGCGAAUCUAUACUUGAGCUCUGAUUCCUUUAAAUGGAUGACCAACUUAAGAUAUUUGAAAAUCACAAAUAUAGCUUUUGAGGGAAAACCCUACUCUGUGUACCUCCCUGACGGGCUUGGGUGGUUGUCUGAUAAAUUGAGGUACCUUCAUUGGGAUGCAUUUCCACUUGAGUCUUUGUCAUCAACCUUUUGUUUUGGAAGGCUUGUAAUACUUAACAUGUGCAAUAGCAAGCUUAAAAAGCUUUGGGAUGGAAUUCAGAAGCUUGACAAUUUAAAGAUAAUUAAGCUUGAUGAUUCCAUAGACCUGAUUGAGGUCCCAGACUUAUCAUGGGCACCAAAUAUUGAAGUAGUGUCACUUUCUAAUUGUGUGAGCUUGUGUCGGCUCCAUCCAUCCAUUUUUGCUGCCCCCAAGCUUACAACUCUUUAUUUAGAAGGUUGCGAAAACAUUGAAAGCUUGAAAACAAACAUUCAUUCAAAAUCUCUCCAAUCACUUGAUCUCACUGGUUGUUCAUCUCUAGUGGAAUUUUUGGUGACAUCAGACGAAAUGGUUUGGUUGUCCUUAAGUGGAACUGCUAUACAUGAAUUGGCAUCAUCAAUUUGGCACAAUAGCAAACUUGUUCAUCUCGUUCUAUCAAAAUGUAAGAAGCUUAACAUUGUUGGGAAGAAGUUAUCAAAUGAUCCACGAAUGGGGCCUCUUAAAAUACUGGACCUUUCUGGAUGCACACAAAUCAAUACGUCGAAUCUGUGGUACAUCUUUGAUGGCCUGCGAUCUUUAAAAGAACUCGAUUUGAGAAAAUGUUGCAAUUUAGAAGCUCUCCCUGACAACAUCCUAAACAAUUCAAUGUUGGAAAUGCUUCAUUUAGAUGAAUGCAGGAAACUUAAGUCCCUACCAAAGCUUCCUGCAUCGUUGCGAGAAUUGACAGCCGUUAACUGCACUUAUCUGUACACCGACUCCAUUCAACGAUCCAUGCUUGAAAACAUGUUACAUAGACAACACACCAACUCUGGGUAUAUAUCAAAUUAUGUUCAUGAAUUAUCUGUACUUCCAGGAGCCCAUGUUCCGGGCGAGUUUGAUUUUCAUAAAACAGAAGCUUCAAUAGCUAUUCCUCAUAUUCCAAAAUUUGGCCUGUCCGCUUUCAUUUUUUGCGUCAUUCUUUCUGAGGGCUUAAAUGUUAAUUACGAAAAUGUUCGUUGUACUAUCUAUGAACAUGGAAAAGAAGUACACCAAUGUAAUGUACGUUGUGGGAGUGGGACAUUAAUUUCAGACCAUGUAUUAUUGAACUGCUGGUGUGAUAACUCUAAAUCGGUGGAAUUGGGGAGUGAAAGUGGAGGUGAUCAUUACAACCUUUCAUUUGAAUUCAAACAUUAUGUUUAUGAAGAGAAACUGUGGUCAACUAAGGGGAUAAAGGGUUGUGGGGUCAUCAGUGUUUAUGGCUUGGAACUUAAGUUAGGGAUGGAUGGUAAAAACAGUAGCAGAGAUGAUAUCAUUGAAUUACAGUCCAAUGAUCAAGUAUCUGAUGAGUCUGAUCAACAUUUGAAAUUUGAUAUUGAUGAGUUACAACACCGGGCGUUUGGAGCGGAAGUUAGAGGCUCGGACGAUAAAAAUGAAGAUGACCAACAACAGCUUCUUAUUCCCCCAAAGAAGAGGAGGAUAACUUGAAUGAUAAAUCUUCUCGUGAAUGUUCAAAUUAAUAAAUAGCAAUAGCAUUGUGUCGAAACAAUACAUUGAACAUGUCUUUUGUUGAAGCACCUACUAGAAGAGUCAAAACGUCUAUUUCUCUUGUUUUUCAAGCAAAAAGACAAGACAACAUGGUAACUUUUAUUUAAUAUUCCUUGUUGAUUAUUAAUAUAAAGUUGUAUGCUUUUAAUAAAUUCACCAUUUCAAUGUGAAAGUGAUUGGACAAAGAAUAAGGAUAAUUGGAGUAGUUAAGAGUUAGUAAAUUUAUGAAUUAGUUAGGUGAUCGUUAAGAAUUGUUAUUUUGAUUAUUAUUAGAAAGUCUUUAUAUAGCUCUCAAUUGGUAGACGGGAGGUAGAGUGCUCUAGUGAGAAAGGUGAGUGCUCCUUUGGUGUAGUCAAUGUUAUCAUCUUCAUUAUUAAUCUUUGUAUAUCCUCUUUCAAUCUCACUAUAUGACUAAGAAAUAAUCCUUAUUUUUAUUUCUUUGAAUCUUAUUUUUACACCAUUA
Cicer arietinum (chickpea) is the source of this 4295-nucleotide messenger RNA. Its product is annotated as disease resistance protein RPV1-like. The record is from RefSeq and is a predicted model, not a curated record. Gene Ontology annotation, molecular function: ADP binding. NCBI's taxonomy places the organism in Eukaryota, Viridiplantae, Streptophyta, Magnoliopsida, Fabales, Fabaceae. Gene Ontology annotation, biological process: signal transduction; defense response.